Vitis riparia (riverbank grape) is the source of this 5779-nucleotide messenger RNA. Its product is annotated as disease resistance protein RUN1-like. Gene Ontology annotation, biological process: signal transduction; defense response. Bases 94 to 5541 code for a protein of 1815 amino acids. The transcript is spliced from 8 exons. The record is from RefSeq and is a predicted model, not a curated record. Gene Ontology annotation, molecular function: ADP binding; protein binding. NCBI's taxonomy places the organism in Eukaryota, Viridiplantae, Streptophyta, Magnoliopsida, Vitales, Vitaceae.
UCACAUUGACACAAAAUCCUUCAUCAGCAAUUUUUUGCGAAAAAAUUCUCCACAAUUCCGCAAAAUCUCUUCUAAUUUUGGCAAAAGCUUCCUAUGGCUUUCACAAGUUCUACUUCUACUUUCAUCCCAGAAUGGAAUUAUGAUGUUUUCUUGAGUUUUAGAGGCGAAGACACCCGAUUCAAUUUCACUGAUCACUUGUAUGCAAAUUUGACUCGAAGAGGUAUUCAUACCUUUAGAGAUGAUUCACUUAAGAGAGGGGAAGAGAUUGCACCUGAACUCCUUAAAGCUAUUGAAGAAUCAAGGUUUUCCCUUGUAGUUUUCUCGGAAAACUAUGCUCGUUCAAGAUGGUGUUUAGAUGAGCUGUUGAAGAUCAUGAAAUGCAGGAAAGAAAUGAAACAAACUGUGGUACCGAUUUUCUACCAUGUGGAUCCAUCCCAUGUACGGCACCAGACAGAAGGGUUUGGAGAGGUAUUUUCCAAUUGCAAAGAAGAUACAGAGGAGAUGAAAGAGAAGCUGCAAAGUUGGAGGAGUGCAUUGACAGAAGCAGCCAAUAUAUCUGGAGAGCAUGUGAAGGAUGGGUAUGAGUCUGAGCAUAUUAAGAAAAUCGUCAACAACAUAUUCAUGAGAUUGAAUUGUAGAAUGUUUGAUGUUGGUGCCAACUUAGUUGGUAUGGAUUCCCGUGUUAAUGAGAUAAUUCGACGGCUAUGUGUUGAUCAAUUGAAUGAUGUUCGCAUAAUUGGUAUAUGUGGAAUAGGCGGAAUGGGUAAGACGACUAUCGUCAAAGUUGUAUACAAUAAAUUUUCUCAUGAAUUUGCGUAUACAAGCUUUCUUGAAAAUGUUAGAGAAGUUUGCAACACUAUGGGUUUGCAACAUUUACAAAAUCAACUUCUUUGUGAUUUACUUGAGGUGGAGAGAAAUCAAAACAUAAGCAAUGUUGGCCAAGGAGCCAAUAUGAUAAAAAAUGUUCUCCGAUUUAAAAGAGUUUUUAUUGUUCUCGAUGACAUUGAUGAUUUAGAUCAAUUAGAAUAUUUACUCAGAAAUCGUGAUUGGCUUGGAAAAGGAAGCAGAGUCAUCAUUACAACUAGAAGUAAACAUUUGUUGCAAGAAAUGGAUGAUGUAUAUGAGGUUGAGGAAUUAAAUUUUGAACAAGCUCGUGAGCUUUUUAGUCUCUAUGCUUUUAGACAAAAUCUUCCUAAACAAGACUUCAUCCACCUCUUGGAUCGUGUAGUCUACUAUUGUCAUGGUCUUCCAUUAGCUCUAAAAGUCCUCGGUUCUCUCUUGUUUAACAAGACAAUACUCCAAUGGGAAAGUGAAUUGUGUAAAUUGGAAAGGGAACCUGAAGUGAAAAUACAAAAUGUGCUUAAAAUAAGCUUUGACGGAUUAGAUCAUACACAAAAGAAAAUAUUUCUUGAUAUUGCAUGUUUUUUUAAGGGAGAAGACAAAGAUUUUGUUUCAAGGAUAUUGGAUAGUUGUGAUUUGUAUGCAGAGAUAGGAAUAAAAGCCCUUUAUGAUAAGUGUCUUAUAUCUCUUUCCAAAAAUAAGAUACUUAUGCAUGAUUUGAUACAAGAAAUGGGAUGGAACAUUAUUCGUUGUGAAUUUCCCGAUGAUCCUGGAAAAUGGAGCAGAUUGUGGGAUCCGAGUGAUGUGUAUCGUGCAUUUACAAUGAAAAAGGGGAUGAAAAAAGUUGAGGCGAUAUUCUUGGACUUGUCUAGAUCAAAACAACUGCAAUUUAGUACAAAGAUUUUUGCAAAGAUGAAACGACUUAGAUUGCUCAAGAUUUAUUGGAGAGAUUAUUGUGGUUCUAUGAAAAAGGAGUUUAAAGUUAUUCUUCCUGAAGAUUUUCAAUUUCCUUCACAUGAGUUGAGAUAUCUUCAUUGGGAAGGAUACUCUUUGAAAUCAUUGCCUUCAAAUUUUCAUGGAGAGAACCUUGUUGAACUCAACAUGAUGGAUAGCAACAUAAAACAACUUUGGCAAGGAAAUAAGUGUUUGGAACAGUUAAAGAUCUUAAAUUUACUAAGAUCCAAGCAGCUUACUGAAAUAUCAAACUUCUCAAAUAUGCCAAAUCUAGAGGAGUUAGAACUUGAGCGUUGUACAAGUUUGAAUGUUGUUGAUCCAUCUAUUGGAGUUCUAAAGAAGCUUACUUUGUUGAAUUUGAGUGGGUGUGAAAACCUUACGAGUUUACCAACCAGCAUUCAAUACUUGGACUCUCUUGAAACUAUUUAUUUGAAUAAAUGCUCAAACUUGGAGGAAUUUCCGGAGAUGAAAAGAAGUUCUAUGAAAGCUUUAUCUUAUCUUCACUUUGAUGGAUCUGCUAUUAAGGAAUUACCCUCCUCAAUAGAACAUCUCACUGGACUUAAGGAGUUAUAUAUGAAAGAGUGCAAAAACUUGAGGAGUCUUCCAAGUAGCAUUUGCAGGUUAAAGUCCCUUAGAAACCUCCAAGUCUUUGGUUGUUCAAAUCUAGAUACUUUUCCAGAAAUCAUGGAGGAUAUGAAAUACUUAGAAUUUCUUGAUUUAAGAGGAACGGGUAUAAAAGAGCUACCAUCAUCAAUGGAACAUCUUCAUAAUAUCAGUGAAUUGUUUUUGAGUGACUGCAAAAACUUGAGGAGUCUUCCAAGUAGCAUUUGUAGGUUUAAAUCUUUUCAACGACUCAAUCUCAAUGGGUGCUCAAGCCUACAGAACUUUCCCGAAUUCAUGGAGGAUAUGGAAUACUUAGAUGUGCUUGAUUUGGAAGGAACAGCUAUAAAAGAACUACCACCAUCAAUUCCAAAACUGAAAAACCUCAGAAUGUUGUAUUUGAGCAAUUGCAAGAACCUUGUUACUCUUCCAGACAGCAUCUAUGAUCUGAGAUCCCUUGAAUAUCUGAUACUCCCUGGUUGUUCAAACUUGGAGAAGUUUCCCAAGAAUCUGGAAGCCUUAUGCUCCUUAGUGGAACUAGAUUUGAGUUGCUGCAAUAUAAUGGAAGGGUCAAUUCCCACUGAUAUCUGGGGCCUAUAUUCCUUGGAAAAAUUAAAUCUACGUGGAAACCAUAUGGUUAGCAUACCUUCUGGCAUCUCUCAACUUUGUAAGCUUCGUUACCUUGAUAUCAGUCACUGCAAGAUGCUCCAAGAAAUUACAGAACUUCCAUCAAGUCUACCAGAAAUACAUGCCCACGAUACGAAGCUGGAAAUGUUAUCAGGUCCAUCAUCUCUACUCUGGUCUUCCCUCCUUAAAUGGUUCAAACCAACAAGUAAUGAGCACUGGAAUUGCAAGAAAGGCAAGAUGAUUAUCAUUCCAGGAAAUGGUGGAAUUCCAGGGUGGGUAUUGCAUCAGGAGAUUGGAAGCCAAUUAAGAAAAGAGUUUCCUUUGAAUUGGUACGAGGAUAACCACUUUCUGGGAUUUGCUUUCUUCUCUCUUUAUCAUAAAGAGAAUCAUUUUGAGGCUUCAUGUCAUUUUGAUCUGAGAUUGCGCGGUGAUCCAGAUGAAGUUGUGGAUGACCUCUCCCUUUCUUCUUGGUGUAAAUGCCACGAGAUUAAUGGUGAGGCAUCCGAUGAAUUGUGGGUGACUCUCUAUCCUAAGAAUGCUAUUCCAAAUAAGUACCACCGCAAACAACCAUGGCACUUUCUGGCUGCGUUUGAUUUUGUUACUAGGAUUAAUGGUCAGGCUACUCAUACCAAUAUCAAGAGGUGCGGGGUUCAGCUGAUAUACACCCAUGAUUAUCUACACGACAAUGUGCCUAUGUUGGUGGAUCAUCAAAGAGGCCAUGAUGAUGCUGGGGAAAACCAAGCAGAUGAUCAGGAACCACACCCUAAAGAUUUUCAAUUCCUUGCACAUGAGUUGAGAUAUCUUCAUUGGGAAGGAUACCCUUUGAAAUCAUUGCCGUCAAAUUUUCUUGGAGUGAACCUUAUUGAACUCAACAUGAUGGAUAGCAACAUAAAACAACUUUGGCAAGGAAAUGAGCGUUUGGAACGGUUGAAGAUCUUAAAUUUAAGAGGAUCAGAGCAACUCACUGAAAUAUCGAACUUCUCAAAUAUGCCAAAUCUAGAGAAGUUAGGACUUGAAUAUUGUAAGAGUUUGAAUGUUGUUGAUCCAUCUAUUGGAGAUCUCAAGAAACUUACCUUUUUGAAUUUGGUUGGGUGCAAAAAGCUUAAGAGUUUACCAACAAGCAUCCAACUCUUGGACUCUCUUGAACUUCUCAACUUGAAUUUAUGCUUAAACUUGGAGGAAUUUCCAAAGAUGGUGGGAAGUUGUAUGAAAGCUUUAUCUGGUCUUCACCUUAUUAAAUGUGGUAUUAAGGAAUUACCCUCCUCAAUAGAACAUCUCACUGGACUUAAGGAGUUAAGUAUGUCACACUGCGAAAACUUGAGGAGUCUUCCAAAUAGCAUUUGUAGGUUAAAGUCCCUUCGUAACCUCUAUCUCCGUGAUUGUUCAAAUCUAGAUACUUUUCCAGAAAUCAUGGAGGAUAUGAAAUGCAUAGAAAAUCUUGAUUUAAGAGGUUCAGGUAUAAAAGAAUUACCAUCAUCAAUUCAAAAUCUGAAAAGCCUCAGAGAUUUGUCUAUGAGCACUUGCCUUGUGACUCUUCCAGACAGCAUUUAUAAUUUGAGAUCCCUUAGACUUCUGAGGCUCAAUGGUUGUUCAAACUUGGAGAAGUUCCCCAAGAAUCUGGAAGGAUUCUGCUCCUUAGUACAACUAGAUUUGAGUCACUCCAGUCUAAUGGAAGGGUCAAUACCCACUGAAAUCUGGGACCUAUAUUCCUUGGAAAUAUUAAAUCUAAGUUGGAACCAUAUGGUUAGCAUACCUUCUGGCAUCUCUCAACUUUGUAGACUUCGUCUCCUUGAUAUCAGUCACUGCAAGAUGCUCCAAGAAAUUCCAGAGCUUUCAUCGAGUCUACGAGAAAUAGAUGCCCACUAUUGCACGAAGCUGGAAAUGUUAUCAAGUCCAUCAUCUCUACUCUGGUCUUCCCUCCCCAAAUGGUUCAAUCCGACAAGUAAUGAGCACUUGAAUUGCAAGGAAGGCAAGAUGAUUCUUAUUCCAGGAAAUGGUGGAAUUCCAGGGUGGGUAUUGCAUCAGGAGAUUGGAAGCCAAGUAAGAAUAGAGCCUCCUUUGAAUUGGUACGAGGAUGACCACUUUCUGGGAUUUGCUUUCUUCACUCUUAGUCGUCACAUGCAUCGUCGUCUGUAUGAAUCUCAAUUUAGUCUGAGAUUGCGAGGUGAUCCGGAUGAAGUUGUGGAUGACCGCGCCAUUUGGUAUUGGUGUAAUUCAUGCAACGUCGUUGAUCAUUAUCCAUCAGAUCGAUUGUUGGUGACUCUCUAUCAUAAGAAUGCUAUUCCAAAUAAGUACCACCGCAAACAACCAUGGCACUUUCUGGCUGCGUUAGAUGAUCAGGCUACAAAUGUCAAGAGGUGCGGGGUUCGGCUGAUAUACACCCAUGAUUAUCCACAUGACAAUGUGCCUAUGUUGUUGGAUCAUCAAAAAGGCCAUGAUGAUGCCGGGGAAAACCAAGCAGAUGAUCAGGAACCACACCGUAAAAGAUUGAGAGCAUCCAGCACUGAUCUCAAGCUUUAAGCUCGAUUGCCAGGUGCACUUGCUAGAAAAGUCCUCUUUAUAUUCCACCAUCUCUCUAUUUUAGUUGUUCAUUCAAGCCCUCAUGGAAACUUAUUGGUAAGCCAUCUUCCUCCCCCUUCUUAAUUACUUUAAGAUAUGUGCCAAGUGGUUCAAAGGGGUCAAAAUUCUGUUGUGCUUCUUUCUUUUCUUUUCUAUUUUAUGAUAAAAUACAAAUCCUUUAAAAGGUCUUUUCACUACA